AGUAAUCCCUUUUUUAUAUUUUUUCUUGCAAAAAGAUUACAUGUCAGCUCUUUCUUCCAUCCAUUUUUUUUCCCUUUAAAACAUUGUCUCACACGCAUACAAGCACAUCUUUUUACUAUACUAUUCUACAACUUUUGUAACUGUAAAAAGAAGAGAAGUCGAGAAGAAAGAGAGAACAAGAUAAGAUUGACAAUAAUAGCUAUGGCUUUGGCUACGUUUCCACUGUUAAUUAAACGUUGGAAAAGGUCAAGAAUACAUCAUGCGAAUUAUGCUGACUAUAUGCAACUGGCAGAUUAUCUAUCAGAAGAAUUAUUCACAACUCGAUUGAAUGCCAUCAACAAUCAUGUUUACAGAGAAUUUCCUCAUGUCUGGAUCGACAGCAUCCUAUUUAUUGUUGCUAUUUUAUUAGUGAUUGUAGCGGCUGUGUUUUCUGUCGUUGCUCGUGCAGUCAACUUGUCUAUGUGGUAUCCCCUCAUCAUCCUGCUUGCGCCUGCUAUUAUUGCGUUCAUCACAACUAGAAGAAGGAACGGAUAUUAUGCUAAACUCAGUCAAUAUUACGAAUCACUUCAUAGUAGCCUUAAAGAAUUCAAUUCAUUGGACGUUACCAGACAGAUAAAAUGGGGCUUUCGGAGAGUUCGAGAUACAGAUACACCAGCAGAUAUGCAUUUAAAACAGCCUCUCAACAAAUACCAUAUCAAUUUGGUUAUUGAAGUAAUACAAAUAGAUACAGAGAAUGAAUUAGCAGAAGAGGGAGAAAUGCUUCCAGCUUAUGAGACAGCUAUGAUGGAUGUUGUACUCGAUGUAGGGCCCGAAGUACAGCAGCUUCCCGGAAAUCGAUCAGAAUAUAUCACUAAUGAUGGCCUGCAAUUGACAUUUUGUCUACCACCAGCUUACAGUGAAAUUAAUAAUGAUGAACGGAGAUCACGAAACAGUCGCAGUAGCAGGAGUAGGAGAAGCCAUAAUGAAGAAGAAGCGGAAUCAAUUGAAUUACAGCUAGCACCACCCACACAGCCUCCACCAGCCUAUAUAAAUAGUGCUAUCGAUUCCGAAGAAGGAACGCCUGCUCCUCCGAAUACAGUGAAUAAUUCAACUAUCACAAUGAAUCAUUAAAUAGUUCUUAAUCAAUUUUGUGUAUAAACUUGAACGCUUAAAUAUAUAUCCCCUUCUUUCUCAAAGUACGUUAAUUCUUAUUUGUUAUAUUAUAUCUCUUUAUUUAUUCUUGGCCUCCCAUUCCAACCUUCAAAGUAGGACAAAAUAAAAAUCCACGCUUUAAUCAGCAGUGAUAUACCUCACAAGUGUAAC
Molecule: messenger RNA, 1302 nt
Organism: Mycotypha africana
Lineage: Eukaryota; Fungi; Mucoromycota; Mucoromycetes; Mucorales; Mycotyphaceae
Exons: 3
Coding region: 202-1110 (302 amino acids)
Source: RefSeq, a predicted model, not a curated record